Prosopis cineraria is the source of this 2952-nucleotide messenger RNA. Its product is annotated as pentatricopeptide repeat-containing protein At1g11710, mitochondrial. The record is from RefSeq and is a predicted model, not a curated record. Gene Ontology annotation, molecular function: protein binding. NCBI's taxonomy places the organism in Eukaryota, Viridiplantae, Streptophyta, Magnoliopsida, Fabales, Fabaceae. The transcript has 3 exons. Bases 886 to 2844 code for a protein of 652 amino acids.
GUUUUUCGCUAAAUGGGCGUCUUACAGCUCCCGGAGUUAGCGGCUCUACUAAAGAACGGAUCAUAACGCCGUUGGCUUGGAAGAUCCUCGCCGUCCAUUUUUGCCCCCUAGUUUGUUGCACUCCCUCUGUUUUCUUCCCUCAUUUUGUUCGUCUCUUGUGGUCUGUCAUUACCCCAAUUCUGUAAGUCUCCGUAGAUCGUUGUACCUGUAGGAGACUAGAAUUCCUCCUCAUUGCUUCGUGCAUUUCUUCGCUUUUCUGGUUGUAUGCAAGGUGUUUGAUGAAAGUCCUGAUCGAGGAUUUCUUAGAUGGACACAGCUGGAACUAGAGCUAGAACUAGGAAAUCCCAACAAGAAAUACUAAAAAAUAAAAUACAAGAGCCUCACUACCCAGCGCGAUCAUGAAGCGAACAGACUCCCAAAAAAAACUAAAAAAAAGACACAAGCAACGGACAUUUUUAGAAACAAUUGACGAGAAAAUAGGGAAAAGACAGAAAUGGAUUGCUCUGUUUCUGUACCAAGUUCACAACUUCUUCAGCUCUGCUCUCAUGGCCUGGUCUUUGUCAGUCACCUCAACAAGAACCAAGCUUACCCUACCACAGCAAAGAAAUAAACUUUAUAUGAAUAUCAAAAGCACCCACAGAAACUACCCCCAAAAAUGAAAAAACAUAGGCACAGCACAGGAGAUGUAGAUAAGCCGAGCGCUCUUCUGCCUCUGUAUAGACAGUUACGGCGAUUUCAUUGCUCAGGACAGCUUCAAUAGAGUUUCAGCGGACCAACUUUCUUCUAAGGGUAGAUACCGUAUAUUCGCCGUUACUCUUCCCCUUUUUCAUGAACUUAAUAUUGCGCAGAUAUUUGGAUUUUUGAUUUACUGGGUUUGAGCUUUCUAUGUUUUCGACCUUUUUAUCUAGAAGAAGUCACCUUUUGAGUCGAGCUAUACACGUCGGAAAGCAUUUCUCAAACCCAAGUGCUGAAGAUAUCAUUUUUAGGACAGUUUGUCUUCAUUUGAAACAAAGGAGAUGGAGAUGCUUAGGGCAACUAUCUUCAAAAUUAACGAAUUCGUUGGUGAAUCGAGUUGUUUGUGAGUUCCAGAACUCGGCCCAGUUAGCUUUAGACUUUUACAAUUGGGUUGAAGAUAAGUUGUUCUCACACUCGUUAGAAUCAUGUUGUACCAUAAUCCAUGUAUUGGUUAAGUCAAGGAGAUUUGAUGAUGCAUUGUGUCUUAUGCGAAACUUGAUUGGUAAAGAGGGUAUUUCUCCUUUGGAGAUAUUGGAAGGACUGACAGAUAGCUACCAAAGAUGCAGGUCAAGUCUUGAUGUUUUUGAUUCAUUGGUGAGGGCUUGUACUCAGCUUGGGAACACUGAAGGUGCUUAUGGUGUGAUCAAUAAGCUAAGACUCCGAGGCUGCUGGGUUACAAUUCAUGCUUGGAAUAAUUUCCUGAAUCAUGUGUUGGAAGUGAAUGGAAUGGAUAGGUUCUGGGAAUUGUAUGAGGAGAUGGUUUCUUAUGGCUAUGUAGAAAACGUGAAUACCUAUAAUUUGCUAAUAUAUGCUUUUUCUAAGGAAGGUAGAUUGAUGGAAGCUAUUUCAGUGCUUUAUCGAAUGUUGAAGUGUGGAAUUUUUCCUAAUAUUGUUUCUUUCGACAUGAUGAUGGAUGGGGCUUGCAAAACUGGUGACUUGGCUCUUUCCCUUAAGCUUCUCACAAAGAUGUCAACGAUGACAGGAGGUUCUGUUUGCCCCAACGCUGUGACUUACAAUUGCAUCAUUAACGGCUGCUGCAAGAAAGGAAAACUAAUACUUGCAGAAAAGAUGUACAAUGAAAUGAUCAGGGCAGGGUUUGAGCCAAACGUUAGGACUUAUGCUACCUUAGUUGAUGGGUAUGCCAGAUGGGGAAGUUUGGAAGAGGCACUGCUGCUGUGUGAUGAAAUGGUUGAAAGAGGACUGACUCCUAAUACUGUUGUGUUCAAUUCAAUUUUAUACUGGCUUUAUCGGGAAGGAGAUAUUAAGGAAGCAUCUUCACUAUUAUCUGACAUGAUUGACAAGUGUAUACCCCCUGAUCAGUACUCCUAUUCCAUACUCACAAAAGGGCUUUGUAGCAAUGGAUAUGUGACUGAGGCUCUUAAGCUUCAUAACAGGAUUAUAGAAAAUGACAUGCUUAAGGAUGGCUUUUCUCUUAACAUACUGCUCUACUAUAUUUGCAGGAGCAAAAAUUUGGCAGGAGCUAAGCAGCUGCUCGGCAGAAUGUUUGUACGUGGUCUAACUCCUGAUAUAUAUACAUUCGGAACUUUAAUUGAUGGGUAUGGCAAGCAAGGCAACAUCCAAAAUGUGCUUCAAGUUUAUGAUGGAAUGAUAAAGAUGGAGAAGGAGCCAAACUUGGUAAUAUACAAUUCUGUCAUUAAUGGUCUAUGUAGAGUGGUCUCCAUGGAUGUUGCAAAAUGUCUAUUUGAAGAGCUGGAAAGGAGAAAGUCUAUUAAUGUCACAACUUAUAACACUUUGAUUAAUGGGUAUUGCAGUAGUGCACAGAUCGAUGAGGUGUUCAAUUUGGCUUCCAAGAUGAAGAGCUCAGGAAUAUCUGCAAACAGAGUCACAUAUAAUACACUGAUUAACCUUCUCUGUAAGUUUGGCUGUGAUCAGGAAGCCGAAGAAUUGAUGAAGGUGAUGAUCAUGCAGGGCAUUCGUCCCGACGUUAUAACAUACACAACAGUUGUUAACUAUUUCAUCAGGAAAUGCAGGCAUGAGGAAGCUAUUGCGUUGCAUGACUACAUGGUACUCAAGGGAGUAAUUCCUGACCAGAAUACCUAUAAUGCCAUUGUAAAGCCACUUAUUUUAGGGGAAAGAAGAGAGACGUAAGUCAUCUACUUGUACUAACUACCUGUAAAGUUCUUCACAUCUUAAUAGGUCACAUUUUCAGUUUUUCUGUUGAAUAUUUAUCCAAAAUCAUUUCUCAUCUUCAGCAAA